Messenger RNA from Dentiscutata erythropus, 1114 nucleotides. The record is from the annotation of a GenBank genome assembly. NCBI's taxonomy places the organism in Eukaryota, Fungi, Glomeromycota, Glomeromycetes, Diversisporales, Gigasporaceae.
AUGAGUGAAGUAGAUGCUCCAAACGGUUCUGACCAUUUUUCGCAGGAUCAAGAUGAACGUCACCGCGACGGACGACACCCAGAAGAAAGACAUCGAGAUGAAAGGGACGAAAGGGAUGAAAGGGACGAAAGGGACGAAAGGGACGACAGGGAUGAUAGGGAUGAUAGAGACGACAGACAUCAUGACAGCCGUCAUAGGGACGACCGUCAUGACGAACGACACGAUCGCAGUCCAAGUCAAUCACGAUCAAGAUCGUCUAAUAGGUCUCGAUCCCCAAGAGAAAGGAGCACUUCUGAUAGACAUUAUAGUAGGGAGGCAGAUGAUAUAAAUCCUGGGAAUAAUUUGUUCGUUACAGGGUUAUCUACCAGAACAGGUGAUCGAGAAUUAGAAGAAUUAUUCGCAAAAUAUGGCAAGGUUGUAAAGGCCCAAAUUAUGUACGAUCCUCACACUCGAGAAUCCCGUGGUUUUGGUUUUGUAACGAUGGAUACAACUGAUGAAGCUGAUGCAGCAAGACAAAGUAUCCAUGGUUCAGAGAUUAAUGGCCGUGUUAUAACUGUGGAAAAGGCCCGUCGCUCUAGAGCUAGAACUCCAACUCCUGGUCGUUAUUAUGGACCGCCUAAACGUCGUGAAUCUCGUCGAGUUGACAGAUUUGAUCCUAGAUAUGAAUAUAGUAGACCUUAUGAUCGCUACGAUAGGCCACCGAGAGGUUAUGGGCGUGAACCGUACUAUGAUCGUGCAUAUGAUCGGCCAUAUUAUGACAGGGGAUAUGAAAGAGGCUACGACCGCGCAUACGACAGAGCAUAUGAUCGGACUUAUGAUAGAGAUCGUCGACCACCUCCACCGACCCGUUAUGAACCUUACCCGCGACCUCCUUUUUGUGGGCAACAAAAUAUCAACUACAUCCGUGUUCGGCCUUCUUUCAGCUUAGCAAAGUCAACACAAAAGGGUCAGCAGUUUUUUCGACCUGUGUACAUCAACUGGCAACUAACUCAGCAUUCAACAAACAAUAAACAUCAUAUACCGACGCUUUCAGCUUUUUUUUUUCAGUUUCAUCCCUUCACUACUUCCUAUUUCGACACAUCACUAAAUCGAUAUUCACAGCAACGCCUCAUUG